This is a messenger RNA of Culex pipiens pallens (northern house mosquito), 1934 nucleotides long. Its product is annotated as luciferin 4-monooxygenase-like. The record is from RefSeq and is a predicted model, not a curated record. Lineage: Eukaryota; Metazoa; Arthropoda; Insecta; Diptera; Culicidae. The transcript has 3 exons. Gene Ontology annotation, biological process: long-chain fatty acid metabolic process; fatty-acyl-CoA biosynthetic process. The coding region runs from base 189 to 1826 and encodes 545 amino acids. Gene Ontology annotation, molecular function: long-chain fatty acid-CoA ligase activity.
UGUACGAACGAGCGCGAACCUAAUCCAAGUUUUGUUCGGCUCGCUGAAAAAGGUCUCGUCGGUCAGUCGCGAUUCACAGUUCAUUCCGUCUAGUAGCCGCCUUAGGUGAUCACCCAGCUUAAAGCAGCUCAACAGGGGUGAGCGAAUUACUCAAGCGCAAAGUACAAACUCCAAAACAGUCAGCAGCUAUGGCGACCGGCACGCGUGACGAGGAGCGGUUCAUCCUGUACGGUGGUCCCGACCCGCGGGAAUUGCUCCAGGAUCGAUCGCUGGGCGAGAUGAUCGUGAAGGAGCUGCGGAAGCAGCCGGACAACGUUGGACUGGUUGACCCGGUAUCGGAGGUGCAGCUGACCUACCGGCAGAUCCUCGAGCAGUCGGCAAAGCUGGCCGCUGGGAUGACGACGAUGCUUGGGUUGACCAAGCAAGAUCACACCGCCAUCGUGAGCGAUAAUUGUCUCGAGUACUGCCUCGCCAUGUUUGGUUCAAUAUUUGCUGCAUCACCGCUCGCACUUUUGAACCCUGCCUAUGUAGAAGGUGAACUCGAGCAUGGCAUCAAGCUGUCGCUACCUAAAGUUAUCUUUGUAUCGCCAAAUGCACUGGAAAAGAUUGUAGCCGUGGUGAGGAAGCUUGGACUACCAGCGAAGAUUGUACUGUUUGGGGAGCAUCCGAAGGCCGCUAGCUAUGCCGAAGUUGUUUCGUUCGCUAAGCUACUAUCGUCACCGGUCAACGUUGAAACUUACAUGCCAGACCCGGUAGAUCCCAAUGCACAUGUUGCCUUGAUCUUGCUGUCUUCUGGAACCACAGGGCUGCCAAAGGGAGUACAGCUGACCCACAUCAACCUCAUGACCACGGUAGCCCACUCCAUGGAAGCUAGCAAGAUCCUCGAAUUGCCGGAACAGCUAGUCGCCCUUGCGGCAACUCCGCUAUUCCACGCAGUGGCCGGCGUCGGACUGAUCAAUAUGAUCACCAACAACUGCCGUUGCGUACUGAUGCCAAAGUUUAGCGCCACACUCUUCCUGGAGAGUAUCCAAAAGUACAAGGUCAACCUAAUGACCGUAGUCCCACCGUUGAUGGUGUUCCUUGCCAAACAUCCCAUCGUAGACAACUACGACCUGUCCUCGCUGAUGACCCUAAUCUGUGGAGCCGCUCCGCUCAGCAAGGAGAUCGAGGACAAGGUUCGCGACCGGCUUGGAAUCGCCUUCAUCCGGCAGGGUUACGGUCUGAGUGAAACUACGCUUGGAGUGCUGAUGCAGACCGGGUUCGAAAACAAGGCCGGCUGCGUCGGCAAGGUCCGCAUGGGCCAAUGGGUCAAAGUGAUCGAGCCCGAAACGGGCAAGAUCCUCGGCCCAAACCAGCGCGGCGAGCUCUGCUUCAAGGGAUCGCUGAUCAUGAAGGGCUACGUCGGCAUGGAAUCGGCCAUCGACGCCGACGGGUGGCUCCACACCGGAGACGUCGGAUACUACGACGAGGACGAGGACUUUUUCAUCGUCGAUCGCAUCAAGGAGCUGAUCAAGUACAAAGGUUUCCAGGUACCUCCGGCGGAACUGGAAGCGAUCCUCCUAAGACACCCCAAAGUGAAAGACGCUGCCGUGAUUGGCAUUCCGGACGAACGGGUUGGCGAACUGGCCACGGCGUACGUCGUCAAGGAAGACGAUGAGCAGGUCAGUGCGGAGGAGAUCGUCAAGUUCGUGGCCAGUCAGGUGUCGCCGCAGAAGCAGCUGCACGGAGGAGUGAGGUUCAUCGACGAGAUUCCAAAGACGGCCAGUGGGAAGAUUUUGAGGCGCGAGCUGCGCGAACUGGCCAAGAACACCAAGUCGAAACUGUAAUACUGUUGGCUGUGGAUGGUGGUUUGGGUGGUCGGUACAUUUAAGGGUAUUUAACGUUUUUUUUUUUAGAAGACUGGCUCUGAAAUAAAUUGUUAUUUUUUAAACAAA